Molecule: messenger RNA, 1837 nt
Organism: Pseudogymnoascus verrucosus
Lineage: Eukaryota; Fungi; Ascomycota; Leotiomycetes; Thelebolales; Thelebolaceae
Exons: 3
Coding region: 1066-1812 (248 amino acids)
Cellular component (GO): nucleus; cytosol
Source: RefSeq, a predicted model, not a curated record
ACCGCCUACACCGUAUCCAUCCUCGGUUGGGGUCUGAAAGUUGAAGAAUUCCAGUUCCACUGUAUGGCUGUCAGCACUUACUCUUACAAGUAGUCCUUCCAUGCCCUAUAAUUAGUCAUGCGGAAUCGGGAAUCAUACCGCCUGCUAGCGCUUUAAUAUUAUUCUGCGCGAGCUUCUGCGUGAUGCCCGCAAGCAUACUUCGCGGACAGGCAACCACCGGCUUAUCGUUGACAGUGAAGCGCAACAAAAAGAACGGGAUGUUUUCCUCCCAGGGCAACCUUCGAAAUGACGACAAGUCUGCAACAGCAAUAAAAUCGGAAUAACCUCCAUUCUCCGAUGCCAUGGCCGAGCUUGCGGGAUCGGCGUAUAGGGCGUCGUGCAUGUCCCAGCCAAAGACGGCAGAGCUGAACCCAAAGCCGGAUUCGACGGUUGAGAGGAAUUUGUCUUUUGACAUUACUUUGCCACGGAGGAUACCUGACGAGUCGACGCCGGCGACUUUGACUUUGAGGUCAUUUUUCAAGGAGUCGGCGAUGUUGUCCAGCGUUAGGAGUGUCAUGGUGGAUAACCUGUAUUUUGGCGCUGGGAGACGCAGUAUGGCCAGAGACAAAAAAAGAGAUAUGUAGCUAUCUUUUAAGAGAAAGGUGGAAGAUUAGAAACAGUUGCGGAUACAGUCAUUAUAUUUCAACCCGGAAUCUGCAUUAUAAACUACGUUGUGCUUAUUGGAAUCCUCUUACAUGGAGCCGUUUCGACCUAGCUGAAGGCCCACCCGGAGCUGCGCCAGAACUGGGACCCAUCGAGACGCGGUCCGCGCGGUCUUACGAUCAUGGAGCCGCCCUCCACUUACAGCGGCUAAUUUUUUUAUAAUUUUACCAAUCAGGGUGUUUGCCGCCAAAUCAUCUGCUGCUUGCCCUUUGAAUGAGCGACACUGGAACAUUAUUGGGAAUGAAUGGUGGAUAGGAGGGUGGGCGGUUAAUUGAAUACUAAAACGCUCUACAGAUAUGACUGCCCUGGUCAAGAAAUGAAAACUUUUAAUAAAUCUAUUGAACGUCAAAAUCAAUCAUCAAAAUGGGCGUAUACCACAUUGCUGUUCUGGAGUGCGACACCCCAGUCGACACAGUCGUUACCUCUCGCGGCACGUAUGGCGACAUCUUCAAGGAGCUGCUCACCAAGGGACUGGAAAGAGGUGGCCCAGCGGCCGGCGACAUCCAGCUCCGUGUCUCAAAGUGGGAUGUCGUUGGGUCCAGCUCGUUUCCAGAUAUUCGUGAAGUAGACGCGAUAUUGCUGUCGGGAAGCAAGCACACAGCUUUCGAGGACGACGCGUGGAUCGUCCGGCUAGUUGACCGCGUCAAAGACAUUCUCACCACGCACCAGAAGCCACUCGUCGGCAUCUGUUUUGGGCACCAGAUAAUCGGACGUGCGAUGGGCGCCGCGGUCGGCGUGAGCCACGGAGGAUGGGAGGUAUCGGUAAACACGAUUGAUCUGAACAGCCAUGGCCGCCAGCUCUUCGGAACUUCAAGCCUGUCACUGCAUCAAAUGCACAAGGACGCCGUUCUAGAGGUACCAAAGGGGUUGGUUAAUCUCGGGAGCAGCCCGAGCUGUCCGAUUCAAGGACUUUACAAAAAGGGAAGCAUUCUGUCGCUCCAGGCGCACCCAGAGUUUGAUGAAUUUACUAUGAGACAAAUAAUUCAGACGAGACAUGUGCAGAACGUUUUUGAUGAUGCCAUGUUCAACGACGGCAUGGCGAAGGUUGGAAAGCCACAUGGGGGGGACUUGGUGGCGUCUGCUAUUUGGCAGUUUCUACUUGAUGGAUGAAUAUUUAUAACUAAAGGGAAUGGAU